AUGGGCUGUUUCGGUAGUAAAGUAGAAACAGAGGACCGUUUUAUUUGUACUAAUAAUCCAGAACAUAAUACUAAGUACCCUGAUAACACAGUUGUUAACAGUAAGUACACAGUUUUUACAUUUUUGCCUAAGAUUUUAUGGGCUCACCUUCGCAGAUUCAUGAACAUGUAUUUCUUCAUCAUCGCUAUUCUACAGUUAUGGUCUGCCGUUACUCCAGUUAAUCCUAUUACAACUUGGGCACCAAUUGUCAUUAUUUUCGCAGUUGCCUUCGUUCGUGAAGGUUACGAUGAUAUUCAACAACAUAAACACGAUAAAGUUACAAAUGAAAGAUUAUAUAAUAUUAUACGUUCAGAGCGUGAAAAAACUAUUCAAUCACAAUACAUUUUACCUGGCGAUAUUCUGAUUUUGAAUCGAAAUAUGGAAGCUCCUUGUGAUAUAUGCUUGCUUUAUUCAUCAAACGCCGAUGGAAAAUGCUGUGUUGAAACCGCAAAUCUUGAUGGAGAAACAAACCUCAAAGAAAAAAUUACAGUAAAGCAAACUCAAGAGAUGGGUCCAGAAGGACUCCGUACAUCUAAAAUUUAUAUAAGAUGUGCAGCUCCAAACGCAGAUUUGAACAGUUUCGAUUCUAGUCUCUUCGUUAACAAUCCAGAUGGAGAAUGCAUCCCAAUUAAUAGCGAGCAGUUCAUCCAGCAAGGUGUUUUCCUCAGAAACGUCGAUAAAAUUUACGGACUCGUAUGUUACACAGGAAAGCAAACUAAACUUGGUUUAAACGCUCAGGCACCACCCAUCAAAUGGACAGAGAUUGAAAAGAUUCUCAACAAAGUUUCUCUCGGAAUUUUCGUUGCCCAACUUAUUCUCGCUCUUAUUACAGGAUCUAUCGGUAAUUCCUGGAAGAAACAUCACAAGGAAUCCGAGCCAUACCUUUGCUUGAAGGAAGACCAUCCAAUUGGCGAAAAAUUCGAUUGGAUCGUUUUAUACAUCCGCUGUUACCUUCUUACAUCAAUUAUGAUUCCUGUCUCACUCAAAGUCACCAUCGAUAUCUGUAAAUACGUUUACGCCAUGUUUAUUCGAAAUGACAAAAAAAUGGUUUAUAUUAACAAGAACGACCACACAAUACAGCAAUGUCUUGUUAACAAUACAUCUGUUAUUGAAGAUCUCGGCGCAAUCCAAUACGUAUUUACUGAUAAAACAGGUACAUUAACAGAAAAUGAAAUGAAAUUAACGAAGAUUGCAAUCGGAUCGAGAUAUUACGGUCACAAUGGUCAAUCCGAAGAUAUUCUUGAAGACACUACCCUUACAGAAGCCAUCCAAUCCCAAGAUCAUGAAGUUCUUUCCGCAAUUUGCAACUUGGCACUUUGCCACACCAUCAAAAUCAUCGAUACUGCAAACGGUAUCGUCUUUGAAGGUGUUUCCCCAGAAGAAAUCUCAUUCCACGAGGCAUUACAAAAAAUUGGUAUCAUUGUUCGUCAAAAUAAGGAUGAAACAACCAUCAGUUCCGAGAAACUGAAUUUUGAGCCAUUCAAAUUCAGGACUCUCGAGGUUCUUCCUUUCUCAUUUACCCGUCGUCGCAUGUCCGUCAUCGUAGAGAACACUGUUACCAACACAAAGGUGUUAUUCAUGAAGGGCGCCCACGAAAAUGUCGUUGAACAUACCGGAGGAUCCUAUUCCGGCUUCGAUUCCCAAGUCGAUACAUUUUCAUCGCUUGGCCUUCGUGUUAUGGCACUUUCCAUGAAGCAGUUAACAGAUCAAGAGUACAACCAGUACAAGGAAGAGAUUUUGGCCGCAAGACAGAACCACGAUAACAGAAUUGCCGAAUGCGAGAAGGUUUACGACAAAUAUGAGCAAGGCCAGAAGUUAAUCGGCAUCACAGGUAUCGAAGAUUCCCUUCAGGAUGGCGUUCCUCUCACAAUCGAAAUGCUUCGUGAUGCAGGAAUCAAAGUUUGGAUGGUUACAGGUGAUUUAAUGAACACAGCCGUCAAAAUCGCCCGUUCAACACGUCUUAUCUCCAACGAUGGCGAAAUCAUCAAACUUUCAACAGAUGCAGCCGGAACAGACUCCAGAACUCUUCUUCAGAAGGUCAGUGAAUACGUUGACACCAUCAACCAUCCAUUCUAUCUUGUAAUCGAAGGAUCUGCCUAUUGCACGAACGAAUUCCUCGGUCCUUUACAGAAAGAAUUCGCACAAUUGGCUUCAAGAGCUCGUUCUGUCGUUUGCGCGAGAACAAUGCCAAAACAAAAGGCUUUUUACGUCGAAGCACUUAAAUCUCUUGGCUGCGUGACAUGUGCAGUUGGUGAUGGUGGUAACGACGUCACGAUGCUUAGAUCAGCACACAUUGGCAUUGGUAUCAUUGGAAAGGAAGGCAGACAAGCAGCUGUUGCAGCUGAUUUUGCCAUUUCUCAGUUCAGUUACAUUCAACGUCUUAUUUUAAUACACGGCAGAUAUUCAGCGUACAGGACAUCAUGGCUUACACAGUUCUGCUUCUACAAAUCAAUAUUACUGGCCUUGAUACAAGUUGGAUAUCUCACAAUGAAUGGUUAUUCAGGAUCAUCAUAUAUGAACGAUUUCAACUUGAUGUGUUACAAUGCCAUUUUCACAAUUUUGCCAGUCAUCUUCUUCAUGUUCGAUAAAGAUGUUGAAGAGUCAACAAUCUACUUGCAUCCAUUUGUUUACACUGACUCCAGAAAGAGAAUGUUUAUCAACGCAAGAACAGUUUUCUGGUGGAUUAUAAGAUCAAUUUACCAGGCAAUUGUUAUUUGUGUUAUUGCAUUCAACGCUUUCGAUGUUGAACACAUUAACGGUUUGGAUGGAUCGGCAGCGAACUUGGCUGAAUCACAGCAGAUUGUUUAUUCCAGUUUGAUAUUGAUUGUCGUUGUUACAACAACAAUUGAUACACAGAACUGGACAUCUCUCAACUUCAUCUUCAUUUGGGGUAACUGGGUUAUUUAUUUGCUCGCUGCUGUUUGCGCGAACAUGAUCAAUGAUUUCUCAAUUACUCGUAAGAUGUACUUGGUAAUGCUAAGGACAAUGGCUGAUCCUCUUGCUUGGUUCACUGUUGUAACUAUCACAGGCGUUGCAACAAUCCCUGUUUUGUUCGUUCAAGCUUUGUUCGCUACUUAUUUGCCAACAAGAAGCCAGUCACUCAGAUUUAACGAAAUCAUCGUUCAGUGCGAGUAUAAACCGGUGUAUUUGGUUGAUUUGACAGCUAAAGAAAACCAGUUCGUUGUCUCCAACUUGUAUGCUGCUCCUCCAGAAACAAUUUGGGAUCAGUCGCAUAAUAUAUUCGCACCAAUAUUAGCACUUUUCGGAUGUUGGAAGUAA
Molecule: messenger RNA, 3318 nt
Organism: Trichomonas vaginalis G3
Lineage: Eukaryota; Parabasalia; Trichomonadida; Trichomonadidae
Product: putative phospholipid-transporting ATPase family
Exons: 1
Coding region: 1-3318 (1105 amino acids)
Biological process (GO): phospholipid translocation
Cellular component (GO): plasma membrane
Molecular function (GO): ATPase-coupled intramembrane lipid carrier activity; magnesium ion binding; ATP hydrolysis activity
Source: RefSeq, a predicted model, not a curated record